AAUUUCAAUUCUUAUGUAGAGCGGAUAUCGAACAAUUUGUGGAUGCCGAACGAAACAUAUCCCUAGUGAGGUCAGAGGUCAGAGUGGGUCAGGUCAUGCACUUUGACUACUCGGAGCAGAAGUACGUCUUCCCCAUCAGCGCCAGUCUCUACUCUCUUAUACCGGAGGUAUCGCCAUUUCAAAACAAACACUACAACGCAUGCGCAGUGGUGGGCAGCGGCGGUAUCCUUAGCAACAGCUACUGUGGGAACGAGAUCGACGAAGCAGACUUCGUUUUCCGCUGCAACUUCGCACCAAUCGACAAGUACAAGUCUCACGUAGGCUCCAAGACAAACUUCACCACCUUCAACCCAAGCGUCUUAGAAAAAUACUUCAACAACCUUCAGACUAUCUACGAUCGGGCGAGGUUCUUGAACGAGCUGAGGAGGUUAAAGGGGGCUGUGCUUUGGAUUCCCGCCUUUUCUUUCCACGGGUCCAACAUGGUCACGAGAACUUUGACCGACUUUUUCCUGGAACACGAGAGACAGUUCAACCCAAAACUCAACCUGGCCUGGCCAGGAAACGUCAUGAAAUAUUUCAGCGAUUUUUGGAAAACGAAAGGUUUGUCCCCGAAAAGGCUGAGUACUGGGAUGAUAGUGUACACGCUGGCCACCAUGUUCUGUGAUGAGGUCCGGCUGUACGGCUUCUGGCCAUACUCUGUUGCACCGGACCACACGCCACUGUCUUAUCACUACUACGACAAAAAAGGAACGACCUUCACGAUGAAGUGGAAGCAGGCCCACCAGCUGCCCGAGGAGUUUACCCUCCUCCAACAUCUCCACAAACAGGGAGUCCUCAAGCUCACAGUGACGCCAUGCUCAUCCUGACGUCAUCAGGGUCAGGGUUCACAACGUGCUGCAAGUCAGGCGGGACGUGUCGUCCGGUGAGAUAUAACUUGCAGCCAAU
Molecule: messenger RNA, 945 nt
Organism: Branchiostoma floridae (Florida lancelet)
Lineage: Eukaryota; Metazoa; Chordata; Leptocardii; Amphioxiformes; Branchiostomatidae
Product: sia-alpha-2,3-Gal-beta-1,4-GlcNAc-R:alpha 2,8-sialyltransferase-like
Exons: 4
Coding region: 96-866 (256 amino acids)
Biological process (GO): oligosaccharide metabolic process; N-glycan processing
Molecular function (GO): alpha-N-acetylneuraminate alpha-2,8-sialyltransferase activity
Source: RefSeq, a predicted model, not a curated record